Molecule: messenger RNA, 1322 nt
Organism: Theobroma umbraticum
Lineage: Eukaryota; Viridiplantae; Streptophyta; Magnoliopsida; Malvales; Malvaceae
Source: RefSeq, a predicted model, not a curated record
UAUGAGAAACAAAGACAAAUUUUUAAAACCGCAAGAGAGCACUAAGAAUUGAUACUGGUGUUCUCUUUUGCUUUCCUUGUAUAAGCCCAAAAAAAAGUGUUCUCUCCUGUUGUCAUUAUGCCUUCUUAUUCAAACUUAAGCUCGCCAACUGGUCCACCUUUUUCCUUAUUAUCCACAAUCAAAGAGGUAUUUCAUCGUGUUGUUAGAAUCCUAUCCCAGUUUAGGCCUUGUUCUGUGGCUAAUUCUCUUAUUUUACCAAUUACUAGAUCGUCAUCUCUACCAACUUCUAGUGCCAUUACCAGAAUGAGGUUUUACACUGCUUCUUAUCAGUGGAGAUGCCAAGCAUUGGAUUGCAUACCACUUUACAUAAAUUAUUCAGAAAUUGAAAUGCACAGCUAUCAACCGAGGCCUCCAGUAAGUCUUGGUAAGACCAUUUUGAGUUUAUCAUUCCAGAUAGUUGUUGCCUUGGCUCCGUCAUCUUCUAUGGGGCAAGCUCAUCAUCUGCUCCCCAUUGACUUCGUCAAAAUUUCUAUGAUCAUGGCCUUCGCAGCUUCUUUCAGUGGGAUUUUCCUGCGCAGUUCCUACCCAAAAAUGGCCAAUAUUAUUGAGAAUAUAGGAUCUCUUAUUGCUGCAGUUGGUUUUUUCAUAAUGACUAGCAUUUUCCUCCCUGGUAAUUUUUCCUGGGUUAAUUGGCUAGCUUGCGCAUUUUCCUUGCUCGCCUUUUUCUCCUCGCUGGCCGGUCCCAAGCCCGGAUAAAGGAGGAGGGUCAUGCUUAGGUACAAAGCCUUGAGAAGAAGAAUUCAUCAACCAAGUAGUUGCAAGAAACCUGUUCAGUUGAAGUGGUAUUUGCUGCAACAUAUUUGAGCAUCGGUUUCUACAUUGUGAAGCAUCAGAAACUCUGAGAUGCAUCAAACUGGAAAGUUGAGAACCUGCUGAAAUUAGCAAGUAGUUAUGAAUUGUCCCAUGAUGGAGGAAAGGCCAUUCAGUUUUUACUCAAAAGUGUUCAUCAAACGAUCUGGAUGUUGCCAAUUGCCAGGCAUUGGUUCAGUACCUGAACCAAUUUGAGGACUUAAUCUGACCAAAUUGGAAGAUGUAUGGACCAGGUACUUCAUCAUUUAUUGGUCAAAAAUAGAUCAGAAAAUUUGUCCAAAUUCAAUGUAAUUUAUUUUCUUUCUCUUUUUCUUUUUUAAUUUCGAGUACCUCUGUAAAUACACAGUUGAGAAAUGUUGAAUGAGUCAACCAAUUUGGUCCGAAACUUAGGCCAACAAAAGCCAUUGUAAGUAGUCAGAGUUUGCCUAAUUUAUACUAAAACUUGUGCAACU